CGUGAAUUCAUCUCCUUGUUUUGUUCCUGCAACAAACAACGACGAAGCUGCACAUCCUGCAAUAACGGUGUCGUUUAAAGGAAAGGAAGGGUAUGGUCGGUUCAUCUCCUUGUGCGUCUUGCAGGCUAUUGAGGCGCCGCUGCACCAAGGACUGUGUAUUUGCCCCUUACUUCCCUUCCAAUGAGCCUUGCAAGUUCGCCAUUGUUCAUAAGGUCUUUGGAGCUAGCAAUGUCAGCAAAAUGUUGCAGGCAAUCCCAGCUCAUCAGAGAGAAGACGCUGCGAGAAGUUUAGUAUACGAAGCUAAUGCAAGAGUUAAAGAUCCAGUGUAUGGAUGUGUUGGUGCAAUAUCUAUCUUGCAAAAUCAAGUAUCGCAGUUACAAAUGCAGCUUUCAGAAGCUAGAGCUGAGAUACUAUGCAUCCAGAUGCUGGAAAAACCCACCAUACCAAACCAUCUUAACCAUGAUGUGAAGUCCUCAUCAGUUUAUCCAGCCACCAAUUUUAACACGUUUCCCCAAUCCCACUGUUUUAACUUUGAAUCUCCUAGCAAUGUAAUAAUUCAAGACCCUCUUAAGAGUGAGUCUCUUUGGACUUAAAUUAAGUAAAGUAAUUUUCUUAAUGA
Molecule: messenger RNA, 619 nt
Organism: Manihot esculenta (cassava)
Lineage: Eukaryota; Viridiplantae; Streptophyta; Magnoliopsida; Malpighiales; Euphorbiaceae
Product: LOB domain-containing protein 12
Exons: 2
Coding region: 93-593 (166 amino acids)
Source: RefSeq, a predicted model, not a curated record